This is a messenger RNA of Centropristis striata (black sea bass), 1353 nucleotides long. It is a transcript of the gene bdnf, whose product is annotated as brain-derived neurotrophic factor. Lineage: Eukaryota; Metazoa; Chordata; Actinopteri; Perciformes; Serranidae. The transcript has 2 exons. The coding region runs from base 299 to 1132 and encodes 277 amino acids. Gene Ontology annotation, molecular function: nerve growth factor receptor binding; growth factor activity. The record is from RefSeq and is a predicted model, not a curated record. Gene Ontology annotation, biological process: negative regulation of neuron apoptotic process; nerve growth factor signaling pathway; regulation of neuron differentiation.
CCCUAAUGGCGUUGUCCGGGCGAGGGUGUUACGUAUAUCUGUACAAGCUUUUCUGACAAGCCAGGCUUGUUGAUAUUUGUCUUUACUGUAGAGCCACCAAGGUGUUGCCUAAGAGAGUUUAAGCACGCCGACAUUGCAAAGGGUUAUUAGAUUCAUAAGUCAGCGAAGUGGUGGGCGAUCUACUGAGCACAGCAGAAGUUCUCAUAUGAUGACUUCAAACAAGACACAUUACCUACCAGCAUCUUUUGGAGUGAGUGGAUAUUAAGACACUUCUAUCUCCAGGACAGCGUAGGGGAAAAUGUUCCACCAGGUUAGAAGAGUGAUGACCAUCCUGUUCCUUACUAUGGUUAUUUCAUACUUCAGUUGCAUGAGAGCUGCGCCCCUGAGAGACGCCCCGGGCAUGCGGGGCCAUCGGACGGAAGGCUACUUGGGCGCCGCUGCGACGGCCGCGCGAGGCCACGGGACUCCACAGAGUGGCGGCGGGCCGGGCCAGCGCGGGGAACUGCCCUCACUCACAGACACGUUUGAGCAGGUGAUAGAGGAGCUGCUGGAGGUGGAGGGAGAGGCGGCGCAGCUGGGACAGGGGGCUGAUAAGAGCCAGGGAGGUGGGGGCCCGUCCUCUGUGGUCACCACGGAGACCAAGGAUGUCGACCUGUACGACUCGCGGGUGAUGAUCAGCAACCAAGUGCCUUUGGAGCCGCCGUUGCUCUUUCUUCUGGAGGAAUACAAAAACUAUCUGGAUGCCGCUAAUAUGUCCAUGAGGGUGCGGCGACACUCCGAUCCCUCGCGGCGUGGAGAGCUCAGUGUGUGUGACAGUAUUAGCCAGUGGGUGACAGCUGUGGAUAAAAAGACGGCAAUAGACAUGUCUGGGCAGACAGUUACCGUCAUGGAAAAGGUCCCUGUCCCCAAUGGCCAACUGAAGCAAUACUUUUAUGAGACCAAAUGCAACCCCAUGGGGUACACAAAGGAGGGCUGCAGAGGAAUAGACAAGCGGCAUUAUAAUUCCCAAUGCAGGACAACCCAGUCCUACGUGCGAGCGCUUACCAUGGAUAGCAAAAAGAAGAUUGGCUGGCGGUUUAUAAGGAUAGACACUUCAUGUGUAUGCACAUUGACCAUUAAAAGAGGGAGAUAGUGUAUAAAAUGUAUAGAUUUUAUUGAAGAGUUUAAAAAAGAGAAUACAGAGAAAAUAUCUAUUUGUAUAUAUACAUAACAGGGUAAAUUAUUCCGUCAAAUGAAAAUUUUAUGGACUGCAUGUAAAAAAAGAUGAAGUUUAUACAGUAAAAGUGAUACUACAGUCUAUUUAUUGAACAUAUUCAUGACCUUGUAAACAAUUAAAAAAAAUCUGAUCAGUCA